Molecule: messenger RNA, 4418 nt
Organism: Anopheles merus
Lineage: Eukaryota; Metazoa; Arthropoda; Insecta; Diptera; Culicidae
Gene: Polr3A
Product: DNA-directed RNA polymerase III subunit RPC1
Exons: 8
Coding region: 123-4262 (1379 amino acids)
Biological process (GO): DNA-templated transcription
Molecular function (GO): DNA binding; DNA-directed RNA polymerase activity
Source: RefSeq, a predicted model, not a curated record
CAAUGCCACAGCCCUCAUUUCCCACAUGUUUUUCGAUGUUGUGCGGUUUAGUUACAUGCUGUGCCAUUAAUUAAAAACAAAAAGAUACAGAAAAAAAUCCUAGGAAGUUCCAUGUUUUCAGAAUGCCUAAAGAACAGUUUCGUGAAGCGGAUGUGAUAAAAAAAAUUUCCCACGUAUCGUUCAAUAUCGACAGUCCCCAGCAGAUUCAACAGGAGGCACACAUUCAUGUCGUAGCAAAGAAUCUCUACAACCAAAAUGCAGAUCGAACUCCAGUGGCGUAUGGAGUAUUAGACAGACGUAUGGGAGUGAGCCAAAAGGACGCCAUUUGCGAAACAUGCAAAAAAGGUUUAAAUGACUGUGUGGGACAUUUUGGGUACAUCGAUCUGGCGUUACCAGUAUUUCACGUUGGACACUUUCGAGCCACAAUUACAAUCCUCCAAUCAAUAUGUAAAGUAUGUUCGCGAGUGAUGUUGAAAGAAGAAGAAAAGAAAAAUUUUAGCACUCGGUUGGUAAAUCCCAACUUGUCAUACCUUGCGAAGAAAUCUAUCCAUAGCCAAGUUUUAAAAAAGGCAAAAAAAAAUACCAAAUGUCCCUAUUGCAACAGUCUUAACGGCCCUGUGAAAAAAGGCCCGGGUCUAAUGAAAAUAGUGCAUGAACCGUUUCGGGGAAAGAAACCAUCUGAUCCACAGGUCACAAAUGCGCUACAUGAGAUGCAAGCUGCAGUUGAAUCGAAUCGUGAGCUUGCCCAAACCGUCGUGGGACCAUCUUCGUUGUCCAAAGAACUGAAUCCGGUAGAAGUUUUGGAUCUAUUUAGAAACAUACCAAAGAGCGAUGUCCCACUGCUUGGUAUGACAUCUACGUACUCCAACCCGGCCGAUCUAAUUGUUACGCGAGUUUUCGUACCGCCGGUGUGCAUUAGACCUUCCGUAGUGUCAGAAGUAAAAGCAGGCACUACUGAAGACGAUUUAACAAUGAAACAGAGCGAGAUAUUGCUCAUCAGUGACGUCAUUACAAAACAUAUGAUGACUAAUGGUAAAAUAGAACUUAUUCAAGAAGAUUGGGACUAUUUGCAACUUCAUUGUGCACUGUAUUUCAACAGUGAGCUCUCUGGCAUUCCACUUUCGCUUAUGCCGAAGAAACCCACGCGUGGAAUUGUCCAACGGUUGAAAGGUAAACAAGGCCGGUUUCGGGGUAAUCUGUCUGGAAAACGAGUUGAUUUUUCAGCACGUACCGUUAUUUCACCUGAUCCUAAUUUGAUGAUCCACCAAGUGGGCGUACCGGACCGUGUGGCAAAGAUUCUAACCUUUCCCGAGAAAGUGAAUUCGGCCAACAUAACGCGAAUGCGACAACUAAUCCGCAACGGCACGGAAAAACAUCCGGGAGCAAACUAUGUUCAACAAAAAGGUAGUGCGUUCAAAAAAUACUUAGCGUAUGGCAAUCGCGAUAAAGUGGCACAGGACCUGAAGUGCGGUGAUAUUGUAGAACGACACCUUAUUGACGGCGAUGUUGUGCUGUUUAAUCGCCAACCGAGCCUGCACAAAUUAAGCAUUAUGUGUCACGUGGCAAAGGUUCAACCGCAACGUACGUUUCGCUUCAAUGAAUGUGCCUGCACUCCGUAUAACGCUGAUUUUGAUGGAGAUGAAAUGAAUCUGCACCUACCCCAAACUGAAGAGGCUCGCGCUGAAGCGCUUGUACUGAUGGGCAACAAAUCUAAUUUGGUGACUCCACGCAACGGAGAGCUGCUGAUCGCGGCAACGCAAGAUUUUAUCACUGGUGGAUAUCUACUGACACAGAGAGAUCAAUUCCUCACACUUGAACAGGUCAUGCAAUUAGCCGCCUGCAUGUUAUCCGGGCCAGACUCAAACAUGGUGAUUGAUUUGCCAAGACCAGCUAUUCUUAAACCACGAAAAUUGUGGACCGGGAAACAGAUAUUCAGUCUCAUCCUCAAACCAAAUAGUCAGUCCUGUGUAAACGCGAACCUGUAUACCAAAGGACGCAACUACACUAGAGACAACGAUAUGUGUGUAAAGGACUCUUGGGUUAUAAUACGAAACUCGCAAUUGUUGUGUGGUGCAAUGGACAAAGGUACACUUGGUUCGGGUACAAAAAAUUGUAUAUUCUAUGUAAUAUUGCGUGAUUUUGGCGAAGAAUAUGCCAUUAAAUCGAUGUGGCGCUUAGCACGGAUGGCAUCGUACUUUAUGAUGAACCAUGGGUUUUCAUUUGGUAUCGGCGACGUAACACCGAGUCGGAAGCUGCUUGAAGAAAAACAAAAGCUUUUAGAAAAUGGAUAUCGAAAAUGUGAUGAAUAUAUUGCAGAAAUGAAGAAGGGAACGUUGCAGUGUCAACCGGGUUGCACGGCAGAGCAAACACUCGAAGCGGUUAUGCUAAAGGAACUGUCUAGUAUCCGCGAGCUUGCAGCAAAGGCUUGCUUCAGAGAGCUACAUCCGACAAACAGUGCACUCAUCAUGGCGCAAUCGGGCUCCAAGGGAUCGAACAUCAAUAUCUCCCAAAUGAUUGCCUGUGUUGGACAACAAGCCAUCAACGGCAAAAGAGUACCGAACGGAUUCGAGGACCGUGCGUUGCCUCAUUUUGAAAAGUUUUCCAAAAUUCCUGCGGCUCGUGGUUUCGUACAGAACAGCUUUUAUUCCGGCUUAACACCAACGGAAUUCUUUUUUCAUACCAUGGCUGGCCGAGAGGGUCUGGUUGAUACUGCAGUGAAAACUGCCGAAACGGGUUACUUGCAGCGACGUUUGGUAAAAUGCCUUGAAGAUUUAGUAGUACAAUAUGACGGAACCGUACGGAACGCUAUUGGGGAGGUAGUCGAAUUUUCAUACGGUGCUGAUGGCUUGGAUCCGGUCUACAUGGAAGUGAAGAACAAACCGGUGGAUAUUGAAAGACAGUUUAUGCAUGUACGAAACAUGCUUCCAUGUCGCGAUGAGAUUCCUUUACGAGGGGAGGAAGUGCUAAGCGAAGGAGAACGCAUUCUUUCCAAACCACAAUUUUCUAACUGCCGUCAAGAUUUUCGCAAGGAAUGUUUAGAUUUUCUGGAAAAAUUCGGCAGACGUUUGUGUACACUGCAACGGCUUUAUCGUAACGGUCCUAGGGUAACGACGGAAGUUCAGCGGACCACAGCUGGUCAAUUGGAACAGUUCUUGUUGCAAGUACGAAAUAAAUACAACAAGGCCGUAACCGAACCAGGAACAGCCGUAGGUGCAUUGGCGGCUCAAAGUAUAGGUGAACCCGGUACGCAAAUGACACUGAAAACGUUCCAUUUUGCUGGAGUUGCAUCAAUGAACAUCACGCAGGGAGUGCCUCGUAUUGUCGAGAUUAUUAACGCUACUAAAGCCAUUUCUACACCAAUAAUAACAGCGGAGAUCGAAAACAACACCAACAUGGAGUUUGCUCGCAAAGUAAAGGCUCGUAUUGAAAAAACGACACUGGGAGAAAUUUCGUCUUAUAUCGAGGAGGUGUAUAAAAUGAAUGAGUGUUUUCUUCUCAUUAAGCUCGACCUUGGUCGCAUUAGAGUGCUGGGCUUGGAAGUUAAUGCUGACACCAUACGCUACUCAAUUUGCACAUCAAAACUAAAGCUGAAGCAAGAGAAUGUGGAAGUAUAUGGACCAUCGCUCAUUAUCAUUCGGCCUGACAGCAGCAAGCACAGCCACAGCUUGAAUGCGGAACUGCAACGGCUCAUCACAGCAAUACCAAACGUAGUGGUUGCCGGAUUACCGCAAGUAUCUCGCGCAGUUAUUGCCGUCGAUGAUUCCCGCGGCACGCCCAAGUAUCGAUUAUGCGUGGAAGGCUGUGGGUUACGUGAUGUGAUGGGCACAUAUGGAGUGAUCGGAAACAGAACUAAGAGUAACAACAUUUUGGAGGUGUACCAAACGCUAGGUAUUGAAGCAGCGCGUACUACCAUUAUGACUGAAAUUACUGAAGUAAUGGAGGGGCAUGGUAUGAGCGUAGAUCAUCGACACAUCAUGCUACUCUCUGGCCAGAUGACAUCGAGGGGUGAAGUGCUUGGAAUCACCCGUCACGGUCUGGCGAAAAUGCGCGAGUCCGUGUUUAACCUUGCAUCGUUUGAAAAAACAGCGGAUCACUUGUUUGAUGCUGCAUACUAUGGCCAAACGGAUUCAGUGGAUGGCGUUUCGGAGCGUAUCAUUUUGGGAAUGCCUGCAUCAAUUGGUACUGGAUUAUUCAAACUAAUUCAUAAUCACAGCAAUACACAACUUGAGUCGAUUAGUUGCCCUAUUUUUAAUGUGGUAUAACCUUAACCAUAACUCCUGAUAAGAGUUUCGUAUUGUAGUAGUGAGAUUCUAACAACAGCGAUAGUUAGAUAUCAUUAGUGGUACCGCGCCAUCUAACACAGAUAACAUCCCGGAGCGUACGCACAGAUAAUAAAGAUAUAACUUGAUGAUUAUCAA